AUGAAACUCACACUGCUCUGCUGGCAGCUCUUGCUGUUGAGUACUCUGGUAUACUGUAGCCUCGGACAAGGUGGAGCCUCUCUGAGUGUCAGUCCUGACAGAGCUCAGUUCUUUGAAUUUGAGUCUGUCUCUCUGAGCUGUGAGGUUCAGGGGAACUCUGCUGGAUGGAGAGUGGUGAGGAACGCAGAGAGAGGGAACCAUACAGAGUGUAAUACUGACUGGGGAAAACCACAAGGGUCUUCAUGCAUCGUGUCACUGAUACCAUCAGACAGUGGAGAGUACUGGUGUGAGUCUGGGUCUGGAGAACACAGCAAUGCUGUCAACAUCACAGUACAUGAUGGAGCUGUGAUCCUGGAGAGCCCUGCCCUUCCUGUGACUGAGGGAGAUUAUGUGACUCUGCGCUGCAGAUAUCAGGGAACUCCCUCUGACCUCACAGCUGAUUUCUACAAAGAUGGAUCCCUCAUCAGGGCUGAGUCUUCAGGAGAGAUGACCAUCCCUGCAGUAUCCAAGUCAGAUGAAGGACUCUACAAGUGUACCAACUCUGAAGGAGAAUCACCAGAGAGCUGGAUGACAGUGACAGAUGCAGGUCCAGCUCCCAUUCCAUCUCCAGCAGUCCCAGUGUUGUCCAUGUCUCUACUCAGGCUGCUGUGUAGUCUACUGGUGGGGUCUCCCUACCUGCUGGUGACCAUCAUACUACUGGUGAAAGGCUGCAGGAGCAGGACUCAAGGUGAAACCAGGGUACCCAGGAAGACCCACCAAGACCAAUUAGGUGAUCGUGUUGAAGAAGAGUGAGGCUGAGAUCACCUGAUCACCAUAACAACCAUCAGAAUGGAACUCAUGGAAUUCUAAUAUAGAACUGUGAGUCACAAUGCUGUAUGUUGUUACAUUGUAGCUCCACCUGCUGGAACAAUAGUGGCAUUUGAUCAAAUGUGAUCUAUUAACUGAUACAUGUAUUAUUCUGAUUGGAAUGUGUUUUAAUAUCAUGUGUGUUGUAUUAUUCAUUCAGCAGCUGUCCUUUAACAUCAGUCAUAUACUGGUCAUAUACUGUAUAGCAUUAUGGUUGAUACAUUGUAAAUGCCUUCACUUUUCAUGUCUAUACAGAUCAACUGAGAGGUGUUGUGGUUCAGGCAUUAUUGUUACAGGUUCAGUAUAAUGUUAUACCGUUACAUGUUACAGAGUUAGAAAACAUACAGGAGAGGAGAAUUCAAUUGUUACAAUUAUUUACUAUAUUUUCCCAUUUUGGUCUCAUUAUUUUAUUUUGUUUAAACAUAACUAAUGUAGGCCUUUUGUUUUAUUGUGUUUUGUGCAAACCCAUUAUUUUUCAAUGAAUCAUCCUGGUAAGAUAUUGCUUUUGUCUUUGUAUCAUAUAUAAUUAAAUUAAUUAUUUUCCUCAAUCAUGUAGCCUGUUUUUUAAUCUGUUCUGAAUGACAUCACAACCACUUUUAAUUUCACUCACUUCCCUUUAUCUUCUGAAUGCUCCAUUCCAGGUUCCCCUACAGCCCCCAGAGCCUUGAGUAUCUACUAAAUGCUCCAUUCCAGGUUCCCUCUACAGCCCCCAGGGCCGUGAGUAUCUUCUAAAGAGGGUAGUAAGUUUGAAGAUCCUCGGCAUACACAUCA
Molecule: messenger RNA, 1617 nt
Organism: Oncorhynchus mykiss (rainbow trout)
Lineage: Eukaryota; Metazoa; Chordata; Actinopteri; Salmoniformes; Salmonidae
Source: RefSeq, a predicted model, not a curated record